Oppiella nova is the source of this 722-nucleotide messenger RNA. NCBI's taxonomy places the organism in Eukaryota, Metazoa, Arthropoda, Arachnida, Sarcoptiformes, Oppiidae. The record is from the annotation of a GenBank genome assembly.
AAUCAAUAAUAUUCUCAGCCAUUGCUACCAUUGAUCAUUGAAUUGAUAGUACAAAUAAAACCUACUAGCUAAGUUAACCCACCAUAACCCCAUCAUAAGCCCACCCGGAAAUGGACAAGGACACCUUACGCAAGCAGAUCGAGAAUAUGCGAUACCAGGCAUUGAUGGAGAGAUGGCCUCUCUCCAAAUCUAUUCAGGCAUUGCGUGAAUACAUAGAGGAGAACGAGACACAGGAUCCACUGAUCCACACGCCCGACAAGAAGAACAACCCGUGGGCUGAGAAGGGCAAGUGUCUGGUCAUAUUGCGUGAAUACAUAGAGGAGAACGAGACACAGGACCCACUGAUCCACACGCCCGACAAGAAGAACAACCCGUGGGCUGAGAAGGGCAAGUGUCUGGUCAUGUAGAGGUCGGGCACAGUGGCCGGGUAUGGCAUCCCGGGGCUCACCCACUCUGGCGCACACGCUCUUCGCAAUUAAUUUAUUAGUCAUUUUCUAUUCAAUUGUAUUAAUACUUAACUUUCAUAUCUAACUAUACAUGUAUUGCUAUUCUGUAUGUGUUUUUCGGUUCACUUCUACAGUAUUAUUAUUAUUAUUAUUAUAUGAUGUGCUCUAAUGUGUCAUUCAAUGUAUACAAUCAGUCAACUAAUUAACCGUAACAUUUGGUUUGCAUAUGAAAUGUACGCUUUUUAAUGAUACAAAUUAAAUGAUCAAUUCAGUCAA